UUUUAUGCACAUGGGUACGAUUAUUGGAGCAAGCAAGGUAUAAAUGGGCCUAAACCAAUACCUAUAUUUGGAAAUUUUCUCAGCACUAAAUUUACAGUUUUCGUGGAUGACCUAGAGUUAACCAAGUAUUAUUCUGGAAGAGUACCUAUUUUACGAAUAUCGGAUCCGGAGUUAAUCAAAGUUAUAUUAAUUAAAGAUUUUCAUCUAUUUCCAAAUCGAUCAAAGUUAAACAUGUCUAACAAUGCAAUAACGAGUAAAAAUCUAAAACAAUUGACCGGGGAUAAUUGGCAUCGCAUUCGAGCAAUAGUUAGCCCAGUAUUCAGUUCGGGAAAAAUGCGUAAAAUGAAGCCUAGGAUUGUGGAGUGUUUAGGGGAAGUGUACACACGAUUAGAUGAAAGUCACUUGGUCAAUUUAUUGGAAAUAUGUAGACAGUUUUCAAUGGAUGCAAUGGCCACAAGUGUAUUCUCUAUCGAUAUACAAUGGGGUAAGUUUCUCGACCGUGUUAACAAUAACGGUUUACCAAAUUUCGCUAAAGAUGGGUUUCGGGAUCCCAAAGCGACAAACUUUUUCGUUGACUCCAUUCGACAUAUAAUUUCGCAAAGACGACAAAACCCAGAUUUAAAACACAAUGACUUCAUUCAACAACUUAUGGACGCGGAAAUAGAUACCACCAAUCUGGGUGGCACAACAACCACUGUACCAGGUGAUAUUUCACUCCCUUUGUCCUCCAGUACCCUAUUCGUUAAUAGGCUUUUGCUCUACUAUCGUGUUCCUAACGUAUUCCUUGUGGCCACCUAUGGGGGAACGGCAUUAACCCUGGCGUUUAGUCUCUACGAAAUGGCUGUUAAUGAAGAUAUUCAGCACCGACUAUACGAUGAGUUAACAGAAGCUAUCGAUUCGAAAACGGGAGAAAUCCCUGACCACCAGUUGGCACGACUACCCUAUUUAGAUGCAGUCAUAUCGGAAACUUUACGGCGCUAUACAGCUCCGGUGCCUUUAGCUAGGUAUUGCACACAAGACUGUAAACUAGGUGAUACCGGUAUUGUAAUUAAAGCUGGUCAACAGAUUGAAAUCCCAGUGCACGCUAUACACCAUUCGGAUCUGAAUUAUAAAGAUCCUUUCAUAUAUGACCCUGAUAGAUUUAUGCCCGAUCAAAAACACUUGAUUAGGCCGUACACGUAUUUGCCGUUUGGGGCGGGACCUCGACAUUGCGUGGGUAUGCGGUUCGCGCUAUUUGAAAUCAAAUUGGCCCUUGCUCAUAUCGUAUUGCGCUACCGAUUCAUACGGUGCCCACAAACAGACGUUCCCAUAAGAUAUAAGAAGUUUAUUCAU
Oppiella nova is the source of this 1332-nucleotide messenger RNA. The record is from the annotation of a GenBank genome assembly. Lineage: Eukaryota; Metazoa; Arthropoda; Arachnida; Sarcoptiformes; Oppiidae.